AAAGAUUAAUACGUGGUUUUAUAAAACUGUGGAAAUAUUAAUGGCGUUGCAUAGUGAAGCAGCCAAACAGUGCCCCUUUCCGAGUGGUCUUGAACGCACCGUUCGAAAGUGAGGUUGUGUUGUGGUCCAGUUUCGCGGACCAGCUAACUCUUCCCUCCAGCCUCCGGCAUGCCUGGGAAGUGCAAAUUCCAAGAGUCGUGGCUCUCCAAAGAUGUCUACAAAAACUGGCUGGUUAAGGACACCCAGGACAUUCACUUCGCCAGAUGUAGGGCCUGUUGUAAAUCCAUUAAACUUCAGACGAUGGGCGAGGCAGCGCUCACCAGCCACGCUGGGGGAGCUGGCCACAAAGCGGCGGUGCGCAAGCUUAUGGAAGGUAACUUGAGGACAAUAAAUGUUGCUGGGCAGAUGAACGGCACCUUGAGUCGGGCGGAAGACAGCAAGGAGCAUGUGGCUAUCUGCCUGCAACGUCACGACCCGGACAGGCUACCGGGCAACGACUGGUCCGAUCUGCAACACAGCCCCGCGUCAAAUUCAAGCCCCGGCAAUGCCGAGCUACCGGACACGUCCUUUCCCACUACCUACUUAACUGCGGCAGGCACCUCCGGCUUUCUCAGCCAGCGUGCGGUCUCGUCUGCAGGCGUCCGCACUCAUGAUCCGCACGAUCACCAGCAGAGGGCAGAAGUCCUGGAGCAGCAGCAGCACAUGAGGCUGCUGGAGUGGGAGAACCGAAUGAAGGUGCUGGCAUGGGAGCAGGAGCUGGUGCGGGAGAAGAUGCGAGCGGCUCGCCAAAAGGUGAAGGCCUUCAGGAUGAAGAAGAAUUACUACAAGGCCAAGCUGAGGAGGAUGGGAGACCAUGUGCCACCGUCCUCCCCCGGCAGCAGCGACGAAGAAAGGGGCCCUGAUCCCACGGGAUGAGCCCAGUUUGUACUUUCAGCUAUUUAGCGCUGGUCCAACAUGCCACUGAACUAUUUUCACACAUGGUUUUCUACCUUAAUGCUUAUUGAUCGUCCGUUGCCUCAUUAGCCUCUCCUGCACAAGAACAUUUGCAAGUGUAGAACAAGGUACGACAUUAGGCCCACUUAUUUUUUUUCCCAUUGUUAUUACUAUUUAAGUGAGCUUCAAGGCACCAUUUAAAAGUAUUCAGAUGUAUAUAAUAUUUCACCACAGACAGAAGAAUAGCUUGAAAUGCCACCCGACAUUUAAGUAAGAGGCAGAGCACUCCCUAGACUGGUCGUCAGUCAAUCGCUACACAAAGACAAACAACCAUUCACAGCUACAGUGUGGUUUGGCAGAUGUACUUGGUCACUUUGCUGCCCGGGGUCAAAUCGAUGUGUCAGUCCUGAUGUCAGCACCCACGGAGAAUUUAACAUAACUGAAAUCAGCAUAUUUACUGUACCUAGAUUCGUGGAUACAUAUUUUGGAAUCUGACGCUGACGGCGUUCGGUUAAGUAUUUGACUUUAAUUUGAGUCGUUAACUUAUUCCUAAACUUGAAUGGCAGUUAAAAAUGUUGAACUAUGUCUUCAAACAUUGCCUUCUGUGACAAUUUUACCCUGGAACUGAUUUUCUUUUCUGUUUCUAUUUUUAAAGAUACAGAAUGCUAAGGUAUAUAAACUGUUAUCACAAAUCCCAAGCAAUCACAAACGAUGUGAUGUCAUGUUAUUGAUCAUCUUAAUGUUAUCUUGUUUUUAGUCUUUGAGCAAAAUACAAUGCCUUGAAGAA
Messenger RNA from Syngnathoides biaculeatus (alligator pipefish), 1720 nucleotides. RefSeq lists its product as uncharacterized. The record is from RefSeq and is a predicted model, not a curated record. NCBI's taxonomy places the organism in Eukaryota, Metazoa, Chordata, Actinopteri, Syngnathiformes, Syngnathidae. Bases 169 to 915 code for a protein of 248 amino acids. The transcript is spliced from 4 exons.